UGGGGAAUACACCCCCGGGCAUGUAUAGCGAGUCUGUCGCCGUGGCAACUCUUUGUUGACAGGUGAUGUGAAGGCUCGGCAAAAUGAAACUCAAGCGCUUCCUUGUCCGAUAUUAUCCUCCAGGUAUAACCCUCGAAUAUGAGAAAGGAGGAUGUUUGAGGACCAGAUCAAUUGACCUUUUGGAUCUGACUCCAGAAACAAACAUAGAUGAGCUGGUGGCAGAGAUCAGGCGAUCAGAGCCUCUAAUCACUGAGUCCCGGGCUGAUCAGGUCAAACAGCUGAUCCUUCGACUUCAGCAGAAACAGGGCCAGCAGGGCCACCACAGGUUCUGUUUCUUCAAGGAGCUUAAGGCACACAUACUGCCAUUGACAAAUGUUGCAUUUGACAAAUCAGGGUCAAGGUUUAUAACUGGGAGCUAUGACAGGACAUGCCGAGUGUGGGACACGGCCUCAGGCACAGAGCUGCACACCCUAGAAGGUCACAGAAACGUGGUGUAUGCAAUUGCAUUCAACAACCCCUAUGGAGACAAGAUUGCUACUGGCUCUUUUGAUAAGACCUGCAAAUUGUGGUAUGCUGAGACGGGCAAAUGUAUUCACACCUUUCGAGGACACAUGGCAGAGAUAGUGUGCCUGGCAUUCAACCCCCAGAGUACACUGGUGGCCACAGGCAGCAUGGACGCCACUGCCAAGCUGUGGGAUGUGGAGACUGGGGAGGAGGUAGCCAGUCUGACUGAUCACACUGCAGAGGUCCUCUCUCUGUGCUUUAACACAGUGGGAAAUCAGCUUGUAACCGGCUCCUUUGACCACACAGUUGCUAUUUGGGACGUUGCUUCAGGAAGUCGUGUCCACACUCUGAUCGGUCACAGGGGGGAAAUCAGCAAUGUUCAGUUUAACUGGGAUUGUUCCCUCAUUGUUACAGGCUCCAUGGACAAAACGUGCAAGGUGUGGGAGGCAGUCAGUGGUAAGUGUGUGGCCACGCUAGUUGGACACAAAGAAGAGGUGCUGGAUGUGUGUUUUGAUUUAAGUGGUCAGCUCAUUGCUACUGCCUCUGCUGAUGGUACAGCGCAAGUGUUCAGUGCAAUCACACAUCAGUGUCUCAUGACACUAGAGGGCCACGAUGGAGAGAUCUCCAAGAUCUGUUUCAGCCCCCAGGGAAGCAGGGUCCUGACUGCCAGCUCAGACAAGACAGCACGUCUAUGGGAUGUUCAGUCUGGAGUCUGUCUACAAGUUCUGGAGGGGCACACCGACGAGAUCUUCUCCUGCGUCUUCAACUACGAGGGUGACACCAUCAUUACAGGCAGCAAGGAUAACACAUGCCGGAUCUGGUACUGACCCUUCCCUUGACCCCUUGGAGGCUCAGGCGGACAUGUACAUGGACACAACUAUCAAUUUGUUUUUGCCAUGUACUGUAUGACCCACUAUGUAUCUUUCUAAUUGUGGAUUACCAUCUGAAACAUCUGCCCUCACACUGAGGUAUAGCAACAGUCUGGUUUACAGCAUGUACAUGAGGAUAAAGUGGUACUGCAAACCAUUGUUGCUGAAUUUAUUUGAUUCUUCACUGGUUUGAUGCUUCACUGGUUCCCUUACUGCACUAACUUGGUACUGGGCUUGACCAGUAGACCUAGAUUUUCAUUUACUGUGUCAUUAACAGUAUGGUAACUUUGCUCAUGAAAUGUCACCUCAAGUGGUUUGAAUUCUUCAACAACAUUUUUGGAAAAGCUCUUGGAAUUAAGCUGCAUAGAGAAUUAUAGCAAAUUUGAGCUAGAUUCAGCUAUCUGAGAUUUUUUGUGACUGUUGAAUACAACAUACUGCAGUACAAAAGCCUCUGCAUUUCAUCUUCACGAACCCAUUAUCAGCUAACAAAAGUAAUCUUCAGUAAUCAUUUUCUAUUUUUGUUCCCACUGAUGUGAUGUGUUCCAAGCAGUAUUUUCUGAAAGCACAACGCAAUGAUGAAUGUUAAUUCAGUAGCUUCCUAGCUGGUAUUCAACCAUGGAAAACUUCCCCAAAGAUCAUAUGGUUGUUGUUUUACAGUCUCACCCAAUCUAUCACAUGCUUUUGGGAAAACUAGGCGAUACAGUGUAAUACUAAUGUGGAUGAAUACGCUACUAACCAGUGUUUAUUGCCUUUCUGUUAAAUAUUAUAACUGAUCAAGACUGCUUGUAUUUCACAUCACAGAAAUUUAUUGAUGUCAAAAGAUAAAUACAUUCAGUUCUACUGUGACAGA
Molecule: messenger RNA, 2223 nt
Organism: Lates calcarifer (barramundi perch)
Lineage: Eukaryota; Metazoa; Chordata; Actinopteri; Centropomidae
Gene: daw1
Product: dynein assembly factor with WDR repeat domains 1
Exons: 13
Coding region: 84-1331 (415 amino acids)
Biological process (GO): mRNA splicing, via spliceosome
Cellular component (GO): U4/U6 x U5 tri-snRNP complex
Molecular function (GO): protein binding; U4 snRNA binding; U6 snRNA binding
Source: RefSeq, a predicted model, not a curated record